AUGGCCAAUACAGGAGGACACCGGCGGCGCAAGCCAGACCUGGAUUUCUACCUCCACCGCGUCUUCCGCAAACAGUCUUUCCGUCCGUUGCAACGAGAAGUGAUUGACGCAGUCAUCGAGGGUCACGAUGUUUUCCUUCAAGCAUCGACCUCGUUCGGCAAGAGUUUGUGCUUCCAAUUGCCUGCGGUAAUCAGCACGGGGCUGACAAUUGUCAUAUGCCCACUUCUUGCAUUGAUGAUGGACCAAGUCAAUGCUCUCCAGGCCAUUGGAGUAGCAGUGUCAACCAUCAACUCCAACACGACCUUAUCGGAGAGACGCAAAAUCUUGGACGAUAUUCUUUCCGGCCAUCCACGCACCCGCCUCCUUUACGUGACCCCAGAACUAUGCCAGACAGACAUGUUUCGGCGCAACCUCGCGAUUGUCCACCGACAAGGCCAGCUCACGCGCGUUGCAAUCGACGAAGCCCACUGUAUCAGUGAAUGGGGGCAUGACUUUCGUCCCGCAUACCAAGAACUGGGAUGGUUCAAGAAUACUCUCACCAACCCACCGGUUCCUAUCAGCGCUCUCACGGCCACAGCCACGCCGCGCGUCCGGUCGGACAUCAUCAACAUGCUGGGGCUGGACACCUCCGAGCUCAAAUUGUUCAACACGCCAUCUGCUCGGCCUAACAUACAUUAUGAGGUCCGGUACCUCCAAGACGACGCCAGCGACACCACCCGGGCAGAAGGACUGCACCUGGACGACCUUCGGAAAUGGCUCAAGUCCAUUCAAUCCCGACGCGAGGCGCGGUUCGGCGCCGACGCUGCAGCACGACUUCCACCGAUGUCAGGAAUCAUUUACGUUGGACUGCGCGCAGCCGCCGAGAACCUCGCGCACAAACUCUCGGAUGCGUCUAUCUCGGCAGUGGCCUACCACGCCGGACUUGCGCCGCAUGACCGAACACGUAUUCAAGCCAUGUGGACAGCGCCGCAAGAAGCCCAAACCCCCACGGAUGAGACGCCGUCGCGCGCUUUCUCCAUCAUCGUUGCCACGAACGCCUUCGGAAUGGGCAUCGAUAACCCCCACGUCCGCUUCGUAAUCCACUGGACGCCGCCGCGCAGUUUCGAAGGGUUUGUCCAAGAAUCCGGACGUGCAGGCCGGGACGGCCGCGCCGCCGCCUCGCUGGUCUACUACAACACCCAAGAACGAGACCGGAUCUACGACCGCGUCAUUCGCGAUGCCGAGAACGUGCGCAAUCGCGGCGGGCCUGCGCAGGUCCUCGCCAGCCGGAUGCGCAACCAAGAAGCCCGGCUCGAGAGCUUCAUGAAGGUUAUUCGAUACUGCCAGACCAUUACCCGCUGCCGACAUGAGCUGAUCAAAGACAUCUUUGGCGACUACGAGCUCGAAGAGAUGGGCUCGACGCAGCCUCCUUCGUCUAUGCCUAUAAAAACUGAGGGUGGUGGUGCUGCUGCCUUGCCUCCUUCGCCGUGCGAUUUCGCGUGCGAUUUUUGUAAAGAGGGUCGAGCGGGACUAGCGGCUCGGAAGGCGAAGAUGGUUACCGAGUCUCCGCCGGAGUAUUUGAUGGUGAUGUCGGAUAUCAUGCAGGCUAUGUUUCCGCGCUUGUUUCCUGAUGCAGCUAGAGGUUUGUGUUCGGAUUGGUGUUGA
Molecule: messenger RNA, 1644 nt
Organism: Penicillium riverlandense
Lineage: Eukaryota; Fungi; Ascomycota; Eurotiomycetes; Eurotiales; Aspergillaceae
Product: putative RecQ family helicase RecQ
Exons: 4
Coding region: 1-1644 (547 amino acids)
Biological process (GO): double-strand break repair via homologous recombination
Cellular component (GO): cytoplasm; chromosome
Molecular function (GO): nucleic acid binding; ATP binding; four-way junction helicase activity
Source: RefSeq, a predicted model, not a curated record